GAGCGGGAAGAGGGGGGUGGGUGGGAUCGGAGGGGGAGACCAUGACCUCCAGCUACGGGCACGUUCUGGAGCGGCAGCCGGCUCUGGGCGGCCGCUUGGACAGCCCGGGCAACCUCGACACCCUGCAGGCCAAAAAGAACUUCUCCGUCAGUCACCUGCUAGACCUGGAAGAAGCCAGGGACAUGGUGGCGGCGCAGGCGGACGAGAGCGUGGGCGAGGCGGGCCGGAGCCUGCUCGAGUCGCCGGGGCUCACCAGCGGCAGCGACACUCCGCAGCAGGACAAUGAUCAGCUGAACUCAGAGGAGAAGAAGAAGCGAAAGCAGAGGAGGAACAGAACCACCUUUAACAGCAGCCAGCUGCAGGCUUUGGAGCGAGUCUUUGAGCGGACACACUACCCUGAUGCUUUUGUGCGAGAAGACCUGGCCCGCAGGGUGAACCUCACUGAGGCCAGAGUGCAGGUGUGGUUUCAGAACCGAAGAGCUAAAUUCCGCAGAAAUGAGAGAGCCAUGCUGGCCAAUAAAAAUGCUUCCCUCCUUAAAUCCUACUCAGGGGACGUCACUGCUGUGGAGCAGCCCAUCGUACCUCGUCCUGCUCCAAGACCCACCGAUUAUCUCUCCUGGGGGACGGCCUCUCCGUACAGCGCCAUGGCUACUUAUUCUGCCACAUGUGCCAACAAUAGCCCUGCACAGGGUAUCAGCAUGGCCAACAGCAUUGCCAACCUGAGACUGAAGGCCAAGGAAUAUAGUUUACAGAGGAACCAGGUGCCAACAGUCAACUGAGGAAAAAUAAGAUAAAAUAAAAUAAAGCAGGCCUAAGAAGAAAUCAAAA
Messenger RNA from Elephantulus edwardii (Cape elephant shrew), 828 nucleotides. RefSeq names its product paired related homeobox 1 (gene PRRX1). Gene Ontology annotation, biological process: regulation of DNA-templated transcription. Gene Ontology annotation, molecular function: DNA binding; DNA-binding transcription factor activity, RNA polymerase II-specific. Bases 42 to 779 code for a protein of 245 amino acids. The record is from RefSeq and is a predicted model, not a curated record. The transcript is spliced from 4 exons. NCBI's taxonomy places the organism in Eukaryota, Metazoa, Chordata, Mammalia, Macroscelidea, Macroscelididae.